This is a messenger RNA of Sorghum bicolor (sorghum), 718 nucleotides long. RefSeq lists its product as uncharacterized. The transcript has a single exon. The record is from RefSeq and is a predicted model, not a curated record. The coding region runs from base 199 to 441 and encodes 80 amino acids. Gene Ontology annotation, biological process: regulation of DNA-templated transcription. Lineage: Eukaryota; Viridiplantae; Streptophyta; Magnoliopsida; Poales; Poaceae.
GGCUAUAUAUGCGUGCGCACUCAUUGGCUGUGCCCGGGUGACGACGUGUGCCUUAUUGCCUAGCUUGUUCCGUCCAAGCUAGACGAAGAGCACUCGCUCCUCCCUCCUCGAUCAGCUGAUCAUCCUAGCUCAGCGCUCCGAUCCCUUCCGCCGGCUGCCGCCGGUGGCGGCGGGAAGGCAGGUGCUGGACGAUCGAGGAUGAGAGGAGAUAGGAGCAAGGCGACACGACCGAUGGUGGCGCCGCCGGCGAUUAGCGAGAGGGACAUGGUGGAGGAUUCUAGACUGGUGAAGCAGGUGAGGGAGCUACGGAGGCUGGUGCCAGUCUGCCGCGAGCCGUGCGGGCUCGGCGAGCUGUUCCAGGACACGGCGACCUAUAUCGAGGACUUGCAGGUGCAGGUCAAGGUGAUGCGGAUGCUGCUCGACAAGCUCUCCGAUGAGUGACGAAUUCUCGCACUCGUGCGCUUAUACAAGAAGAAAAGAAGCUCUGCGACGAUUAUGUGUCCAUGAUUUAGGAUUUGUCCAUCGACAGGAACAUACUAUAUAUAGUAUAUAUAAUACAAUUUAUUCAAGAUUUAAAUUAUUUUCAUUCAAGAUUUAUUUGAUAUGUUAUUUGAUUUAAAUUUAUUCGUACUUGUAUUCCUACAUGAAAUUCUUGCUUUAUAUUAUACUACAAUACAUAUAUUAUAUACAUAUAUUUUUUUAUACUACCCAGUUAAGG